Molecule: messenger RNA, 2709 nt
Organism: Octopus bimaculoides (California two-spot octopus)
Lineage: Eukaryota; Metazoa; Mollusca; Cephalopoda; Octopoda; Octopodidae
Product: lethal(2) giant larvae protein homolog 1
Biological process (GO): cortical actin cytoskeleton organization; establishment of spindle orientation; regulation of establishment or maintenance of cell polarity
Cellular component (GO): cortical actin cytoskeleton; cytoplasm; plasma membrane
Molecular function (GO): syntaxin binding; myosin II binding; GTPase activator activity
Source: RefSeq, a predicted model, not a curated record
AAAUCAUCAGCCAAGAUGUCGUCAUGCAAAGUAUGCCUGAAGUCUCGUCAAACCCAGGUGCUGUUGAGGCUAUCGCUGUUCAUCCUACCAAUCCUGACAAGUUUCUUAUUGGAUUCAAUCGUGGCUACAUAGUUCUGUGGGACAACAAAACUAACAAUGCUGACCGUACUUACAAUGCAAGCCAACAGCUGGAGAGUUUGGACUGGCAUCGUAAUGGUACAGAUUUCAUUACUGCGCAUGCAGAUGGCAGCUAUCUAAAAUGGAGCACUGAGGAAUCUUCGUCUCCGAAAGAGUCUUCGACAACACCUUAUGGGCCAUUUCCUUGUAAAGCCAUCAGUAAAAUUCAGUGGAAAUCCUCUAAAUCUGGUCCGUUUUACAUAUUUUCGGGUGGCAUGCCACGUGCUAGCUAUGGAGAUAAGCACACAGUCACCGUAAUGCAGGAAGAGAACCAUGUUGUUUUUGAUUUCACUUCGAAAGUCAUCGAUUUUAUCACCAUUUCCACAGCUGACGAAGAAAACAAAGAGGACGGUAGACAAGAAUACGAUGAACCUCAUGCUUUGGUUGUCUUGGUUCAAGAAGAAAUUGUUGUCAUUGAUUUGGACUCACCCAACUGGCCUGCUUUCAAACUCCCCUAUUUAAACAGUUUACACUCCUCGGCUAUUACCUGUUCAUACCACGUUAACAAUGUACCGGAAGAAUUAUGGCAAAAAAUCAUUGAUGCUGGAGAGACCCAAGUCGGAAAAUAUUCCCAUAGGACCUGGCCUAUUGAUGGUGGCAAAAGACUUGCUUCCGAAACAUUAACUAGGGAUUUGUUGUUGACUGGGCAUGAAGAUGGUACGAUUCGUUUCUGGGAUGCUUCAACCACAAGUCUUACAUUCCUAUACAAGCUUUCCACUGCCAAUAUCUUCAGUGGAGAAACUUCCCCACCAGAUAAUUCCGCAGGAGAGGCUGAAGAAGAAUGGCCGCCUUUUAAAAAGGUUGGCAGUUUCGACCCCUACAGUGACGAUCCUCGUUGGGCUAUUCAGAAGAUUGCUCUUUGCCCACUCAGUGAAACCUUGAUAGCAGCAGGGACCGCUGGUCAAGUCAUAGUCUUGCAGAUGGAACGAGAACAACGAGAGCAAGAGGUGACCCAUGUCACCAUAAACAUUGUCGGAGAUAGUGAUAACUUUGUUUGGAAGGGCCAUGAAGCCUUAGCACCCCAAGAAGGGGAUCUGAAAUUUGCCCCUGGCUUUCAACCAACCUGUGUAAUGCAGCUGUUACCCCCUGCAGCUUGUACAUCUCUCACUAUUAAUUCAGAAUGGCAACUUGGGGCUGCUGGUACUGCUCAUGGAUUUGCUCUCUUCGAUUAUUGCCAGAAGAAAGGAAUACUCUAUCGCUGCACUUUAAAUCCAAAUGACAUGACCAAUGCUGUUGUGAAUGACUCUCUUCUUUCUCGCCGUAUUUCCUUCAAAAAAUCAUUGAGAGAGUCAUUCCGGCGCUUAAGAAAAUCCCGUGCUAACAGACGAGAGAAAAUGAAAAAAGAAAAAUGGGCCAGGCGAAAUAAACGAAUGAAUUGUGAGAUUGAAGGAGGAGAAGCAGCCUCUACUGAAGGCACGGCGCCAGCUGAAGGUGCUUCUGCUAGUGCAUCUCCGUUGUCAUCAUCUCCAGAAUUAAAGCCAAUGGAGAGGCAAGUAGAAGCCCGGAGUUUGGAUGAUUCCAUGGCCUCCAUAGUGAGAUUCUUGUAUUUCGCAGAUACUUUUGCAAUCAACAAUACAUCUCCUCAACCUACACUGUGGGUGGGUACCAAUGCUGGAUACGUAUAUAUCUACACAAUAACAAUUCCACCAAGUGACAAACGUGCCUCUGAAUCUGUUAGUUCAUUCCUUGCUAAAGAAAUAAAACUACGCCAUAGAGCUCCUGUCAUUUCUAUGGCUGUUAUCGACAAAAGAGCUCGUGUGCUACCAGAACCGCUUGAAGUGUUACAUGAACGUGCCAAGGCUGCCGAUAUGAGUGGGGAACACCAACUAGUUGUUUGUUCAGAAGAACAGUUCAAGGUAUUUUCCCUUCCUAAUCUAAAACCAGUGUGCAAGCGCAAACUUACAGUCAUCGAUGGAUCAAUGGUUCGGAAAGUGUCUUUUGUCAACUUCAGGAGUCGUAGUGAUGAAAAUUACAGUGAAUUUGAUAUAGCUUGCUUGACCAAUCUCGGAGAAUUAAGAAUCUACACUCUACCAAGUCUUCGGUUACAGCUGGCAGAAAAUUCCAUUAAGAAAGAGGACCUAAAUGGCAUUUCAUCUUUUAUUUUCACAAAGAAUGGUCAAGGGUUCCAUUUGAUCUGUUCGUCUGAGUUUUGCCGAACAUCGUUAUCAAAACGUUAUGUCACACAACCAAACUGCACCAUAGAAUUGGCAGAGGGAAUGCGACCUGAACCAGUUCCUGAGCCUGAAGUUUUGCCAGAAACAGAACAACAACCUGCAGAACCUUCAGAACAAGUGAAUGCCCCAUCCACAGAGAACCCUGCUAAUGAACUAUCCGAAGCUGGUACUCUCAGUCCUACGGCUUCUCCAAUCACAACUGAGACUGUUAAUGUAAAUGCGACAACUAUCACCACCACUACUAUAACAACAACAGCAACAACAACAGAAGGCACCCCACUGAACAAUACUGGCGACAGUGAUUGUCCCGAAAACAGUAAAGCUGCUGUUGAGGUCAGUUAAGUAUUGCAGUGAUUGU